AUUUUAGAAAGUAAAUUAUUUCGGAAGCCACGCAUUUUUCGACCAAUGUUUAUAUAGACUUUAUGCAUUAAUUUUAAACGUUCUAUCGAAUCUUAAAGUUAUGCAACAAUAAACUGAAACACCCUUCAUACAUUAAAUGCAAUGUUUUGUCAUCGAAACUGUGGCAGUUACGGUUCUGCAUACAUUGGAACUAAUUUCAUGGUUAAAUCAAACACCAUCUAGAAAUUACAAGUUUUAUUGGAAACAAUGUAAUAUAAAAAUUACUGAUAUUAUAAAAGGCACAUUUUACGUGAGCAAGUCUGCUGUUAUACACAUAUCGAAUUGUCGAAUAAGCUGUGGAACACACACUGAUAGAACGAGAUCCCAGAGCUGUCAGAUUUACAUCAUUUUAUACAGGAUAACUUUCUGGAUAUCAAGUUCCGCACUCUGCCCAUUCUGUUGGUGCUGUUGUGCGCCCAUCAUCGACAACGGUAUAGUGAUGAACUGA
Messenger RNA from Acanthoscelides obtectus, 487 nucleotides. The record is from the annotation of a GenBank genome assembly. Lineage: Eukaryota; Metazoa; Arthropoda; Insecta; Coleoptera; Chrysomelidae.